This is a messenger RNA of Crotalus tigris (Tiger rattlesnake), 4027 nucleotides long. RefSeq names its product spermatogenesis associated 2 (gene SPATA2). The record is from RefSeq and is a predicted model, not a curated record. Bases 316 to 1863 code for a protein of 515 amino acids. Gene Ontology annotation, cellular component: cytoplasm. Lineage: Eukaryota; Metazoa; Chordata; Lepidosauria; Squamata; Viperidae. Gene Ontology annotation, biological process: protein K63-linked deubiquitination; protein linear deubiquitination; regulation of tumor necrosis factor-mediated signaling pathway. The transcript has 3 exons.
CAGAAGAGAUUGUUCUUCCGGGUCCUGAGUGUCUUCCGGUCUGGCCAGUGUCGAAGGCGGUUGCUGGUCGGUGGUUUUAGGUGGGCUGUUGCUGCCGGAUUCCCGCAGUUUGCAUGGUGGGGGAGGCGAAGAGUCGGUGGGCUCAAAGCGAAGAGGGAAGUCAGAGGCUCAGCUAAGCAGGAGGUCGGGUCCUAGGCUUUACUCAAGGAAUCUAUUCCACUGCAGCCUUACAUUGCCUGUUUGAUCAGUGGGCUUCAAGAGAGCCAUGAAUGAGAUGAGAUAGCCGCCCACGAGCGUGCUUAAAUCCAACUCCAGAUGGAUACAAAAUACAAAGACGAAGUAUUUAGGAAAUAUAUCCAGUUCCAUGAAUCUAAAUUGGAUACCUCUGACAGAAAGCUGUGCCCAGUUACCAAUCUACAAAUGGCAGCUUCAGCUUUACUCUGCUUUCCCAAGAUUGAUCCCUUUUAUAGAUUCCGGUUAAUUAAGUUUUAUGAAAUUGCUGAAAAUUCACUUCGAUCCUUGAGAGCUUCAAGUCUGCAUUCACUCCAGAAUGCAUUCGAAGUGCUAGAAUCAGUUGGAAUUAAUCUUUUUCUUUACCCUUGGAAGAAGGAAUUCAAAAAUAUAAAGACUUAUACAGGACCUUUUGUUUAUUAUGUAAAGUCUACAUUAUCUGAUGAGGAUAUAAAACAGAUAUUAAACUUGAUGGGAUACGUUCAAGAACUUGGAACUAUGUAUAAGCUCAAAGACCUGGUUGAUACCUUUCAAGUCAAGAUGGUAUCAUUUGAACUGUUUCUGGCCAAAACAGAAUGUGAACAGUUGAUUGAAAUUCACUUGCAGGUGAAGGAAAAAGGUUAUUCUGAACUUGACAUUGUAAAGGAGAGAAAAAAUAGCAAUGAUGAUGUUCGUGGCUGUUCAGAUGCCUUGAAACGCCGUGCUGAAUGCAAAGAGAAUCUAAACACUUCCAUGUCACGAAUGGUACUUCAGAAAUCUGCCAGUGAAAGAGGCUCUAAAGAUUAUUUCAAACCCAAAGUUAGCAAGCCUUCUAAAUCAGUGGACACGUAUGAUAAUUAUUUGGAUAGUAAGAAGCCACCUUUGAUGGCAUCAUUGAGUUUCCGGAAAGAGCCCAUUUUGGUUGAUACUGAAGAUGAUAUUAGAGAUGAAAUAAUUCGACCAUCACCAUCCCUCCUAGCCAUGUCAAGUUCUCUAGAUGGAUGUACUGAGGAAUAUUUGCCAAUUUCAUCCCACACCAAUGGCAUAUUAAGAACAGGUAUGCCGUUUGGUACUUACUAUUCCCCUCAAGAUGAUUUAGAUUUAUAUACUGACCCUGAUUCUAGAAGCAUGUUUAAAAGACAAGAGUCUUCUAAACAUGAUGUAUGGCUGCUCAAAAAUUAUGCCAAUCCAAGUUACCAUAAGCGUGCACAUCUAGCCAAAGAGACCUCUUCCCUUAAGUGCCAAAAUUGCGGAUUAUCUUGUGGCACCUCCAUUUGCCAAAAAUGUGACAAUGUGCUCAUCUGCAGACAAGAAUAUCCAGCAAUAAAACAAAGCAACUAUUCACUCAAAUCACUUUCAGGUGAAAAUACGUCUGGAUCUUCUGGAAGGGAAAAGCCACAAUACAUGUUACAGACUCAAGAGCGAGCAUCUCACAGUUCGAAAUCCAAAGCUUUGGGUUCUUCUCGCUGUGGUUUUUGCAACCGUUCAGGAGCUACCAACACAUGCACUUAUUGUUCUAAAGUUUCCUGUGAUACUUGCCUCAACGCUUACAAUUAUGAUCCCUGUUGUCGAAAAAGUGAGGUUCACAGGUUUCUGCCAAACAAUCAACUAAACUACAAAUCAAAUCCGCUCUCGCACCUGGUUUAUAGAUAAUUUUUUUUAAAAAAAUAUUUUUUCAGAAUCCUUUAUUUUGGGGUAAAAGGGCUAAAAACACAAAUAUGCUGAUAAGUAUUUUAGCAAACUUUUAAGAGAAGAGAAACAGAUAUGCCCUAUUAAUAGUAUAUACAGCAUAGGUGCCAAUCCCGAUGAUGUGGUUUUAUACAGGUUUGUAGUGUAACUGAUGCUGCUACUCUUUUUAGGCAACUUUUAGUUGCUUUUCCAUUUAGAUGAGUUAGAGAAGCACUUCUUUUUGUUGGUUUGUUUUUUCAGAACCAGGCAAUUAAUUUACUUUCUUUUGCUAAAAAAAAGUCAUAGUUCUUUUAUUGCUGGUUUUGCCUCAUUUAUGUAACAUAGCACCAGAAUAAAGGGGCAACCUAACAACCAGAAGAACAAUUCAGAUCAUUGUAAAGUUGUUUGUAGUUUAUACAAAACAUUCACACGUAUGUUUGCUCUUACUUCGUCCCCUCCACACUCAUUUUUUUUAAAUGAAGUUUACAUACAUUUCCUGGGCUCCAGUAGAGAUAUCAUGGAUGUUGUCAUUUUGCAGACUUUCCAAUAUAUGCAUUAGAUUUUAAACCGAGUGUUUAUCUUAUUGUCCACAUUGCCAAAACAUCUUCUUGUUUGACUGUUCUAGUAUUCAAAAGAUGUCACUUUGUAUGUGUUACAUUAUGCCUGGAGUGCUCUGUUUUCUAAUAAUCAACGAUGAUUCUUCUGUUGCACAUGUAUCAGAUUCUUAUUUUUACUGUAAAUAAUUUGGAAGUAGUUUAUUUUAAUAAAUAUUUUCAGUAUGUGGUCUUUUGAAAAUGGGUAAGAUCAUGUAAUUGAAGUCUCUGGGUUAUUUUUUCAGAUAACAUUUUACUUUGUACUUUAUCUGACCCGCAGCAUAUUACCAUUGUUAUAGAGACUUGUUUCUAUAAAUCAGUUUUCUUUAUUCCAUCCAACUGGAUGAAAUUCUGCUUCCUGAAUCAGAAACAUUUGGAUACAUAACUUCACCUUUCUUUAAACUCAAUAUUCGAAAGAGUUGAGUGCACACACAUUUACUUAUGCUGUCUCUCAUUCACAUUUCUGGGAAUAGUUUACAUACACUCUGCAUAGCUGCACUCCACUGCAAUUUGGUUAUAUUAAAAAAAAGUGAGAGGAGUUAAUGCUGUUGCCAGCCAUUAAGGUUUCUCUGUCCUGGAGGUAGAUUUAAAUGCAUAAUUUGAUCUAGUUCCAAAGUGUAUCAAGAUAUCACUCUAACAUUUAUGUAGCCUUUUUAUGCCAUUGCAUUGAAUUCUGAGUUUUGUGGAACAUUAUCCUUGACCUAAAACUGUACAUUUUAAGAGCAUGGUUGUUGAUUCUAGGAUUUGUAAGAAUAUAAUCCUUUCACCUUUUAUGUGAUUAAACUUAUAUGAAUGGCCAGUGAUUACAUUAUCAGUGUGCAGGGAGGGGUUGGUGGGAAGAAGAUUAGCAAGGGUGGGCAGCAAUUCAAAGGGGAUUCAAUAUAUAUUUGUACGUUUGUUGAUAUUUUUUGUCGUUAAUGACAUCUUCAAAUGAUUGUUACAGAAAGUUGCCAGCAGCAAAAUAAUAUCAAAACAAGGAUAUACGCUCAAGAAAAUCCGAAAAAAAGGAUGAUCAAAAUGGCUUUCUACAUUCUAUUUUAUUUUAUUUCCCACCAACAAGAAAGCUUAAUAGAAUCAUUGCUUAUGUGAGUUAUUAAGGUUUUCAAAAUUAUAGAUGGGCUUUUAUCGGUGUAUAUUAAUAUACCUGUAGAUACAAUGUGUAUAUAAUGUCAAAUUUAAAACAAAUCUAGUCUUUCUAAAGAAUCUGCCUGUAUAGUUUAUUUUGUUGUAUUGAGUUUCUCUUUAACCUUUUAAAGCAUCAUGGCUGUUAUUAGCUGGCUGCUAUACUAUAUAGUUUUUAAUUUUCUCUUGUUUUGGAUACCAUGUUGUUAUUCACAUAACACUAACUAAAAACUGUGAUGCCACGUAAUUUAUACAGUGAACCUAGCAGGGAUUAACUAUCUUGCUUUUAAUGAAACAGUCCAAUGUAUAUACAUAUAAUGAAAUACCUGUAGUUCAGAAAAAUGUGAUAUUAUGCUAAAUAUAUUUUUAUGUGUAACUUGCUGUAUGAGAUUGCUGUGAUUGAGAUAGUAAAAUAUAUGUUAAUUUAAAAUGUA